Blepharisma stoltei is the source of this 3574-nucleotide messenger RNA. NCBI's taxonomy places the organism in Eukaryota, Ciliophora, Heterotrichea, Heterotrichida, Blepharismidae. The record is from the annotation of a GenBank genome assembly.
AUGGAGUUGUCCUUGCUCUCUAAUUUAGAUCUUUUAGACCAAGCUCUACCUGCUGACCUCAGUCCUAAGAAUUCUUCAACGAAGUCACACAAGCGCUCUUCUAACGAUGACCCCCCCCUCAAUCUUCAUGUUUAUUGCAACAAAAAUUUUUCGAAAAAAUUUUCAUGCCUACUGCAACACAAAAAUUUUUAUAAAAAAGAAUUAAUGCAUUUUUCUCUAGGUGAGUUUCUCAAAAAAACCAUAAACAGCGCUGCUGUAGGCGUCAAUGACCUUCUCAUCGAGAUUUGGACGGCUAUUAUCAUUGCUCGCCAUUUUAUUAAACUUAUCUAGCUAAAAAGUACAGAAAAAUUUAAGAUGCGAAUCUAAAAUUUGCUGCAAGAGGAUUAGGAUUAUUAAGACAGGCGCUAGCCAUAUUGGUGACACAGUCACCAAAGACCUCCCGUGCAGAAGGUUCUACCGCUUUUCGAUUCCAGCCCAGAGGGCCUAUUCCUCUUACGAGUGCCCUUCCGGUACCUUCUGUCUCCUCCUUGCCUUGCGGCUUCAGUUUUGAGUGGGCGGCUUAUGGAUUUCUGCGUCCGAUUGGAGUAGCUUGAUUCCAAGGAUCAGCUCUUAGAGUCUAUCGGGUGUCAAAGUACCUUCCUUCGACAGCUACACGAAAAAGACUGUUCCCCUGUGGCCUGGGCAAAAACCCCAGUUUCUCAGUAGAGGAAUGCCCAUGGGUCCUCGGAUCAAAAAGACGUUGUUGAGUGCAUCUAUUUCCAACCACAGGAAAGCAGCCAAAACCUGCCCGGAUAUACACUUCUUGAGCCUGCGUCUGAUUCUCGGCUUGGGGUCCGUCCCAGUUCGCAUUAGCCAUAAGGUCUGGAAUGCUGCGCCAAGAGGGCAGGCUGACACGUGUCGCCAUUUUAAUAUAUAUAAUUUGUUGCAAGAGACAUGAAAAUUAUUAUUUUUUUAUAUAAAAUUUUAUAUUAAAAAAAUUGCAUUUUUGUUGCAAUAGGCAUGAAGAUUGAGGGGGGGGUCAUCGUUACUAUUUCAGGCAAUCAACAGUCAAAUUUAUUCGUAAAAACGCUGAAUCCUCUUUCUAACAGAUUUGUUAGAGAUGUUUCUCCGUUGGUAUAUAGAGACUCUCGCAUAGCGAACUCUAAGCUGAAUAAACAUGAAAUAAACUCGAUUUUUAUCAACUCAGGAAGCUCAGUUCUUCGUCCACCUGAAGAAGUUCCUAUUUAUUUUCACUGAAAAUCAGUCUUGCCAGCACUUUCCUCACAAGGACUUUCGCAGUCAGCAACUCCAGAGUCUUUUGCCCCAAAGUUGACAUCAAUUGAAAAGAAAAAUAAAAAAAGGCCAAUUGUUCCUCGAUUUAAAAAGCCUGAAAUUCAAACGGUUGAAAACCAUAAUGAUACAAAAAAUCAAACAAGCCGAAAUAUCAAUGUAAUGGGAGUAACAACACCGAAGCACAAUCGAUAUAAGCAUUUAAGGGCACUUUCUUUGCUAAGUGAGCUUGCAAAUUCUAUUGAAUUUUCCAAAGAGAUUACAAACAAGCCUCCUGAAGAAACAACAAGGAAUUAUAUUUUAAAACCAGUCAGUGCAGAGAACACUCAAAAUAAUCUGGAUAAAGUCAUAGAAGAAACGCAGAGAAGGACUCUUUUAAAACCCCGAAAAAAAGAAAAAAAGCUGAUAAGCUCGACAGAAGUUUCAAUAAUUGAUGAUAAGCAGCUUAAGGAAAGCACAUAUUUAUCCUUCCUGGAGAACUUAAGACUAAGUAAUGGAAUUUCUCUUCCCCACUCCGAUUUAAGGUUGGUAAAGUUUUAUCUCGGCCCUGGCAAUAACUCCCCGAUGAUUUCUUGAAUACUUAGAACUCGCCCAUGAAUGGCAAGAGCUGAAAGUAGAAAAGAAGCCACGCUAGUCUGAACUAGUAAUAUUCAUAUGAAAACAAUAAAAAAACUACCAUUUGCUGAUUGAAAAUAUACUGUUUUUGUAAAAGAUAGAAAAAAUUCGAAAUUAACCAGAAAAAUUGAGGCAGAAAAAGAAAGGCUGGGAUAUUCAAAAAUUUUGCAAGCAGAAAAAUUUUUGCACAUAGAGCCAAAAAGAAAUAUUACUAAUAGCGAUCUUAAGAUACAUAACCAUCUAGAAGGAAAUAGGCAUUUGUGCACUAAAAAGGGAUUAUUCAAAAACCUGAAGCGAUAUUAUGAGUCUAUUGGAGCUAAUCCUUUUGAAGUAAUUCCUUUAACGUUUCACAUAUCUAAAGGCUUGGAUUAAAUUAGAUUAUAGCGAGCCACUGGGAAUUUAUUUUAGCUCCUCUCCAUCCUGGCUUCAAGCUUGAGCAUCCCUAAGCACCGAUGUCAUUUCACACACCUUUUUCUCUCAACAUAACUAAAUGGUGACGUCUGCUGUAUCUCGGGGAGAAUUACCCAACUAUACUUGGGUCUAACUCUACUACAGAGGACUUUCUUAGACCUGGCAGUGCUCAGGACACAAGGGAAUUACCUAAUACCUCUUUCUGGGCUGCUCUGCCUAGAGCAAGCAUCAGAUUGUUCCCAGAAAGUUUGAAUUCACUUUCGCCUUUAGUUUGAUCGUCUCUGUGGGACAAGGAAAAAAGCCUGCCUGGUAGCCCGACCAGGUAAAACCCCCUCCCAGCCUUCCAAAAGGAUAUAUUCCAACUAACUAAGACUGGGAUCAACUCAGGUCCUAAGUCUUCUCACUAUUAUUAAAAAGCUCUAAAGACUUGGAAGAUCCUCAAUUUAAACUUUUUCAAGACUAUUUUAAUAAGUUUGAAUCAGAAUCACAGUCGAAAAAUACCAAAAAUAUAUGAAUUAUUAAGCCAGGAGAAGGAACAAAUCGAGGAAAUGGUAUUAAAGUGUCUUCAUCCCUUGAGAACAUAGAAAGGCUUUUACAUUCAUAUUCACAGAGAGAAUCAAAACACACUUAUAUUAUCCAAAAAUAUAUAGAAAAUCCAUUACUCGUUUAUAAGCGAAAAUUUGAUAUAAGAUGCUUUGGAAUGAUUACGUGCAUCAAUGGAUGUAUCCAAGGCUACUUCUAUGAAGAUGGCUAUAUAAGAACCUCUUGCAAAGAAUACUCUGUUAAAAAAUUAAGCAACCGUUAUAUCCAUCUCACCAAUGAUGCAGUCCAAAAAAAAUCCGACGACUAUGGAAAGUUCGAGCCGGGAAAUAAGCUUUCUUAUGUAGAAUUUCAAGAGUAUUUAAAUGAAAUUAAUUCUGGCAUUAAUUUCGAUGAGAAAAUCCUUAAAAAAAUAAGAAACACCAUAACUGAUACUUUUAAGUCAGUUUAUAAGAAAAUCGACCCCAAAAGGAGACUCCACACUUUUGAGCUGUUUGGAUAUGAUUUUAUGAUUGACGAAGAAUAUAAUGUAUGGCUGAUAGAAGCCAACACAAAUCCCUGCCUGGAGCUUAGCUGUGCCUAUCUCUCGUCGCUAAUUCCAGGACUUAUAGACAACGUCUUCAGAAUAACGGUGGAUCCACUUUUCCCAGUCGAUCCAAAAAAGCAUCCCAACUGAAUCGCAGAUUCCAAGAUCCACAAUAAAUUUGAGCUGGUUUUCAGCGAAUACAGCGAGAACUAA